Molecule: messenger RNA, 912 nt
Organism: Canariomyces notabilis
Lineage: Eukaryota; Fungi; Ascomycota; Sordariomycetes; Sordariales; Chaetomiaceae
Product: manganese and iron superoxide dismutase
Exons: 2
Coding region: 1-912 (303 amino acids)
Biological process (GO): superoxide metabolic process
Molecular function (GO): superoxide dismutase activity; metal ion binding
Source: RefSeq, a predicted model, not a curated record
AUGUUGCGCCCAAGGUUAAGAAUACCACGGCCGCCGCGGCUCGCGGUACCCAUCCAGUCCAGCCUACUACCACUGGCACAUCAAACAAGAGCACAGCAUACACUCCGUCCGCUCGAUUAUUCCAUAGACCAAGGCAUUCCCGGGUUCCUGUCGGCCGCAUCAUGCAAUAUCUCAUGGACCCAGUACCAGACGCACCUGCUAGAGAAGCUGAAUGCGCUGAUUGCGGGAACCGACAAUGAAGUCAAAGACGUCAAGGACAUUGCGCUCAUGACCGCCCGCGACCCCGACGUGGCCCCGAUCUUCAACUACGCCAGCAUGGCGCACAACAACCAAUUCUUCUUCCAGCACCUGAGCCACAAACCCGUCGAGAUCCCCGCCCUGCUGCGCGGCCACCUCGAGAAGUCGUUCGGCUCCAUCGAGACGCUGCGCCGCGAAAUGGUCUACACGGCCGCCGCCAUGUUCGGCCCGGGCUUCGUGUGGCUCGUCAAGGUGUCGACCCCCUCCAUGCCCGUCAGCUUCAAGGUGCUCACCACCUACCUGGCCGGCUCGCCCUACCCGGCCGCCCACUGGCGCCGCCAGGACGUCGACAUGAACACGCAGUCCGGCUCGUUCAACGAGAGCGCCGUUGAGACGGGGAAACGGUACCUCGAAAACACGGCCUUUGGCGCCGGCAAGCGGUCGCCCGCCACGGUCAAGCGCCUUUCGUUUGCGCCGGGAGGCACGGAUUUGGUUCCCGUGCUGUGUCUCAACACGUGGGAGCAUGUUUGGCUGUGGGAUUACGGCUUCGGCGUUGGGCAGGCCGGCGGCGGCAAGCUGGCGUAUGCCGAGGCGUGGUGGAACAGGAUCAAUUGGGACAAGGUGUCCAAGGAGGCCAAUAUUACGCGGCAGGAGAUGUCGAGCAAUACGCAGUAG